AUGUCGAUAUCCCUAGGUUUCCGGGUGACCUUCGGGAAGACCAAAAUCCCCUUAUACAAAAGAUCUCCCUUCGACAGUUACAGAUGCCACUGGACAAUCUGCACGACGGAAAUGAGACUACCACCGGCGCAGGCUGAUCAGUACCGAACUUUGAUUCCACUUGGCAAGCCGGAAGUGCCUGCCGAUCCAUCGAUUCUGCGCUGCCGCUUCUUGGAGCUACCAGGGGAAGUGCGAAAUUGCAUCUACCGAGCACUUUUCGACGAUCUCAUUGCCCCGACGCUGUCUAUCAACUUCGACGAGCCAUGGAAGGUCCGACCAGACUACGAUUUCUCUGCCUACAUCAAUAUCAUCCGCACGAACCGCACGAUCAGCAAAGAGGCGCAGUCCAUAUUCUACCAGGAAUAUCUCCGCAACGUCAGAUGGUACUUCACACAUGUGGACGCACUUCACAGGUUCAAAUGCUCUGUCGCGCAAAUUUCGAAAGAUCCGAUUUUUGUGAUCCUCCAUUGCGUAGAGCAGAGGCAUCUGUACGAUCGCAAGUACUCUCGUACGCCAACGAGGCUGUUCUUCUCUCGCCAGGCACGCUUUAUUUCUUUCACGACUGUGGACAAGAUGAAAAACUACUUGGCUUUCUUCCGGAGUCUGCCUCCAGUCCAGCCUGGCCGCUCCAUCUUUCAUCAUAUGUCAGGUGUCGUCUGCCGCUUGUAUCAGGAGAAAACCAUACGUGAGCUCGUCACAUACAGUACUCCACCGACGUCUGAUUCGUUGUUGCUGAGCUGGAGGAUCUGGUCCCGCGGAAGCUAUUUUGUGGUUCACGGGAGGAUGGUGAAAUCCAGGCUGGCAGAUUUGGACUGGAGUACCUACAGUUCCCACCAGCAGCAAGGCAAUUUAAGGAUAGAAUGA
Messenger RNA from Lecanosticta acicola, 903 nucleotides. The record is from the annotation of a GenBank genome assembly. NCBI's taxonomy places the organism in Eukaryota, Fungi, Ascomycota, Dothideomycetes, Mycosphaerellales, Mycosphaerellaceae.